AGUCUCCAGCAGACACUUCUCGUUCCAACUCAGCAUUUUCUUUCAGGUCUCUCUCGGCAGAACUCAGCCUUCUGCAUCCUGACCUGCUACAAACCUGUCGCGCUGUCACAGCCUGCGAACCUGCGCGUGUUCAUCCCGUUACAGUCAACCCCCCUGUCCCCUCUUCUCGCACUCAAGCGCUCGCCACAUCGAACCACUCCUGUGAUGGUGGUCGAGGACAGGGACUGGAAAUGGAUUUUGUGUGUGGGACAGACGGGCAUGGAGGAUCGAUGAAAGGGUUUGGAGUGCAAGGUGGUCUGUGUGGAGCUGAUGCUGGCUGCUCUCCAGCAUUUGCAGCAGGAACGUUGAAGCGGAGGGUGUCGUUUUCAGACAAUCUCCAUGUGAUCUGCUUAUAAAGCAUUGGUGGUGUUGGAAUUCAUUAGUCCCUCUAGAUGCUGGAUCCCCAGUGUUUGCGUCUUCUUUUCCCGGAAUGUGAUGGGCUCUCGUGUAUCGUUUUCCCCGCAUUCACGUGCCCUGUUGACUUGUCGCACUUCUUGGCAGUGUACUUGGUGCAAUGUUGUACUUUGGGGUUGCAUUUCUAUCAGGUGGUAUACAGAGAAGUGUAGCAGUAUCAAAUUGAACGACUGGUUCCCUUUCCGCGGUGUUAUGAAUUAAUCAGAAUUGCAGGAAAAUUUUCCUGAUUCAGGAAAAAAACAGAGUUGUUGCUGGUACCAGUCCUGAUUGUCCAGGAUUUU
Molecule: messenger RNA, 734 nt
Organism: Closterium sp. NIES-67
Lineage: Eukaryota; Viridiplantae; Streptophyta; Zygnematophyceae; Desmidiales; Closteriaceae
Source: the annotation of a GenBank genome assembly